Miscanthus lutarioriparius is the source of this 1476-nucleotide messenger RNA. The record is from the annotation of a GenBank genome assembly. NCBI's taxonomy places the organism in Eukaryota, Viridiplantae, Streptophyta, Magnoliopsida, Poales, Poaceae.
AUGAGGGAGCCGUGGUGGACGCUGCUGCUGCUGGCGUACCAGAGCCUCGGCGUGGUGUACGGCGACCUCAGCAUCUCGCCGCUGUAUGUGUACAAGAGCACCUUCGCCGAGGACAUCACGCACUCGGAGGGCAACGAGGAGAUCUACGGCGCCCUCUCCUUCGUCUUCUGGACGCUCACCCUCAUCCCGCUCCUCAAGUACGUCACCACCGUCCUGCGCGCCGACGACAACGGCGAAGGAGGCACGUUCGCGCUCUACUCCCUCAUCUGCCGCCACGCCAAUGUCAGCCUCCUCCCCAACCGACAGGUCGCCGACGAGGAGCUCUCCACCUACAGGCUGGAGCGCCCGCCCGAGGCCGCCGGGAGGUCCGGCAUCAAGGCUUGGCUUGAGAAGCACAAGAAUCUGCACACCGCGCUGCUCGUCAUGGUCAUGAUCGGCACCUGCAUGGUCAUCGGCGACGGCGUCCUCACGCCCGCCAUCUCUGAGAGUGUAAGAUGGCCAAUUCUAGUGCUGGCAAUCUUGGCGUCGGUGGUCGGCAGCCAGGCCAUCAUCAGCGGCACGUUCUCCAUCAUCAGCCACAGCCAGUCUCUGAGCUGCUUCCCCAGGGUGAAAGUCGUGCACACGUCUGACAAAGUUCAUGGCCAGAUAUACAUCCCUGAGGUCAACUGGAUCCUCAUGGUCCUCUGCAUUGCUGUCACUGUUGGUUUCCGCUUGGCCGUGAUCACGGUGAUGCUGGUGACGACGUGCCUCAUGUCCCUGGUGAUCAUGCUGUGCUGGGACUGGUCUCCAUGGCUGGCCCUCGCCUUCUUCCUCUUCUUUGGCUCCAUCGAGGCGCUCUACUUCUCGGCGUCGCUGAUCAAGUUCCUGGAAGGCGCGUGGCUGCCGAUCCUCCUGGCGCACAUCCUGCUCGCUGUCAUGUUCGUGUGGCACCACACGACGAUCAAAAAGUACGAGUACGACAUGCACAACAAGGUGACCCUGGAGUGGCUGCUGGCGCUGGGCGACAAGCUGAGCAUGGUGCGCGUCCCGGGCAUCGGCCUCGUCUACACCGACCUCACCUCCGGCGUGCCAGCCAACUUCUCCCGCUUCGUGACCAACCUGCUGGCGUUCCAUCGGGUGCUGGUCUUCAUCUGCGUUAAGUCCGUGACGGUGCCGCACGUGCUCCCCGCCGAGCGCUACCUCGUCGGCCGCGUCGGCCCGCCGGGCCACCGCUCCUACCGCUGCAUCGUGCGCUACGGCUACCGCGACGUGCACCAGGACGUGGACUCCUUCGAGACGGAGCUCGUCGAGAGCCUCGGCACGUUCAUCAAGCUGGAUGCGCUGUUCCGCUUCAGCGACGCCGGCGGCGGCGAGCAGUGGGACAGCAGCUACUACGAGCGCGAGAACGAGCUGACACUCAUCGGCAGCAACCCGCUGCGGCGCCACAUGAGCCUGGGCUACGACGAAUCCCACUCCCACAUCCACCGCCGAGGGUAA